Vanessa tameamea is the source of this 1994-nucleotide messenger RNA. RefSeq names its product DNA-binding protein Ets97D (gene Ets97D). The transcript is spliced from 11 exons. The record is from RefSeq and is a predicted model, not a curated record. The coding region runs from base 240 to 1610 and encodes 456 amino acids. NCBI's taxonomy places the organism in Eukaryota, Metazoa, Arthropoda, Insecta, Lepidoptera, Nymphalidae. Gene Ontology annotation, cellular component: nucleus. Gene Ontology annotation, molecular function: DNA-binding transcription factor activity, RNA polymerase II-specific; sequence-specific DNA binding. Gene Ontology annotation, biological process: regulation of transcription by RNA polymerase II; cell differentiation.
GGAAAUGUCAAUGUCAAUUGUCUAUGAUAUCUCGUUUUGGCGCACGCGGAAGUGGCUCUAAUCAAUUUCCUUUUCCUAAAAAUUUUCAAAUAAUAUUUAUGUUAACUUUAUAAACAAGUUAUCUGGCUGCAUAAUUGUUUUUUUUAUCUUGUUAUCAUAGUUCAUAACGAUUGUAACGCUAUUAGUAUAUGUAUUAACAGCGAAUCAGUAGGCGAAGCUAAUUUUGUUUGUUGUCUAAAAUGGAAGUUACAGAUAUUAAUGAUUUGUUAAAUGUGCGAGCUAUUAAGAUGGAAAAUAGUGAAAAUGGCUUCACAGAGGAUACGGAAUGUGUUGAGACGUCUGAUCCUCUAUCAGUGAUACCGCAAUACGUCACAGAAUCCGAUCUAGGCCUCAUGCAAACCGGCACGGAAAUUCUUGAAGGUCCAUUGACUGUUUUCAUGGACACACAUGAUGAUGAAGACACGAUGCAGAGCACAGAUUCGAGUGAGGAGCUGAUAGAAGUAGUUCAACUAAUGGACAUAAGGACGAGGCUGUCCCGCUUGAAAUCGAUGCUGGAGAGACGCCUCAACACCGAUCUAUCCGACUACACAUUCUGGCUGCAAGAUGCUAAAAUGUUAGAAAACCAUAAGACUCUAGUCGAGCAAUGUAUACGUGGUUCUGGUGUCGUCCAAGUUAAUAUACAAAUACGAUCCUUCCAGAAGAAAAUCAAUAUAAUGGAUGUGCUUAAACCUGAUGAGGAGCUUUUGCAGCUCCCGCAAGACGAAGAGUAUAUGGAAGAGCUGGUCCCUCAAGCUCCGGAGCCUCAGGCGGAAGUGGAACAGCCCCACGCAGCUGCUGUUAAAUGGGUGGUAGACGCUAACUUCCGCACCGAUCACAGCCGAGCCAGAAUACCGGAUGAUCCGGCUGAGUGGUCUGUGCAACAUGUGAAGCUUUGGAUCCAGUGGGCGGUUCGUCAGUUCAAUCUCCGAGGAGUACGCUUGUCUGAUUGGGCGAUUCCCGGCCCUGAACUUUGCAGUCUUUCGAACUUGCAUUUCAAAGAAAAAGUACCUUCUGACCCAGGGGACUUAUUCUGGACACACUUCGAGUUGCUAAGGAAAUGUAAAUUUAUAGCGGUUGUUCAGAACGACGAACAGACGUCGGUUAAGGAUGUCCUAGAAAUGCCACAGUCUGCUAUCAAGAAAAAACCGAAACAGUUAAUAAUUCGACCGUCAGACGAAGACGUAUGCCCGUACGUCACGUCCAGGAACGGAAACAAUGGUCAGAUACAACUGUGGCAGUUCCUGCUGGAGUUGCUGACCAGCGCUGAAUAUUUCGACGUCAUAAGAUGGCACGGUACGGAAGGUGAAUUCAAGUUGCUGGAACCGGAGCGGGUGGCGCGUCUCUGGGGCAAGAGGAAGCACAAGCCGGCGAUGAACUAUGAGAAGCUGUCGAGGGCGCUCCGGUAUUACUACGACGGGGACAUGAUCGCCAAGGUCGCUGGGAAGAGGUUCGUCUAUAAGUUCGUGUGCGAUCUACGGCAGCUGCUCGGCUACGGAGCGGGAGAGCUGGCUGAGCUGGUCAAAGAGGUGUACGACGCGAAGCUGACCGAAGAUAAUGUUGCCAUGACAUAAUUAGUUGCAUAUAAUGUACAAACUAGCUGAGAGCCAGUUGCGGGUUCAAAUCCAGACGAGCAGUUAAAUAUAAUGGUAUUUAAUUUAUGUUUUGUCAUCUUAAGCUUGAAGGAAAACAUCGUGAGACGAGUUUGUCCAGAGCAUCAGCUAAUGGAUUAUGCUCAAAAUGUUCUCGAAUUGUGUGGACGUCUUUGCCCAGCUGUGGGAAAUUUACUUUAAAAUACUUUUACUUUUUCUGAUAUAUAUAAUACGCGUAUAUCAUUAGUAAAAUUUAAUCGACGUAGACGUGAUGAGUUGGUUCGCAUUUAAAACGAUAUUUAAAACGAUAUAUUCGGGUCGAGGUGACGCUUUUGUAAUGUCCUAACUGAGUAUACUAAACCAUUA